Molecule: messenger RNA, 2684 nt
Organism: Thlaspi arvense
Lineage: Eukaryota; Viridiplantae; Streptophyta; Magnoliopsida; Brassicales; Brassicaceae
Source: the annotation of a GenBank genome assembly
AAAGAACAAUUAAUGGCGCUUGGACAUUUUAAUUUCAAAGAUCUGUUUUUGCAUUAUUGAAUUCAUAGUUUAUUUAUUAAGGUUAUCCAGAAUUGCAAUGUGGAAUAUAUAUAUGCCAAGAAUUGACCAAUUUCAAACAUAAAAGUAAACGAUGGACUUUCUAAUUACUUAAAACGAGCAUAAAUAAAAUAGAAUAUUAGCCGCCGACGGACAAACCAAAACCACGUUAGCUCUUACCUCAUUUUCGCAAACACUUUUGUUCUCUUUCUUCGAACGUACAACGAGGACUCUGACUCUGUACCUCUCAUCUCCUUCCUUCUCUCUCUCUCCGAUUCCAUCUUAAUAUUCCUUUUUAGUCUUUCUCCAAUCGUUAUUAAAGAAGCGGUUGAAUUUCUUGAUUUUUCUCUUCCUUCUUCCUGGGAUUUCGUUCUUUUGACAAGAAACCUUGAUCAGGUUUCUAUUAAGAGAGAAACGAAAUGUCAGGAUCACAGAGCAGUUUAAGAAGGUAUCUUGGAGCUAUCAAGGAUACAACAACAGUUUCAUUAGCAAAAGUCAAUAGUGACUACAAGGAAUUGGAUAUUGCUAUUGUGAAGGCUACUAAUCAUGUGGAGCGUCCUUCGAAAGAAAGAUACAUCAGAGCUAUUUUCAUGGCUAUUUCAGCAACAAGGCCUCGCGCAGAUGUGGCUUAUUGUAUCCAUGCUCUGGCAAGGCGGUUAUCGAAAACACAUAACUGGGCGGUUGCACUGAAAACUCUUAUUGUUAUUCACCGUGCGUUGAGAGAAGUGGACCAAACGUUUCAUGAAGAAGUUAUUAAUUAUAGCAGAAGCAGGAGUCAUAUGCUUAACAUGUCUCAUUUUAAAGAUGAUUCUAGUCCAAAUGCAUGGGAUUACUCUGCUUGGGUGCGUUCCUAUGCUCUAUUCUUAGAGGAACGAUUAGAGUGUUUCCGUGUUUUGAAGUACGAUGUUGAGAUUGAUCCUUCAAAAACCAAAGAUUUGGACACUCCUGAUUUGCUCGAACAACUUCCAGCUCUACAAGAACUUCUUUUCCGUGUUCUUGAUUGUCAGCCUCAAGGAGCAGCUGUUCAAAACCAUAUUAUCCAAUUGGCACUCUCAAUGGUUGUAACUGAGAGCACUAAAAUCUACCAAGCACUAACAGAUGGCAUAGACAAUUUGGUUGAUAAGUUCUUCGAGAUGCAACGGAACGAUGCUCUAAAGGCGUUGGAUAUGUACAGAAGGGCGGUAAAACAGGCAGAGAGGCUUUCUGAAUUUUUCGAAGUUUGCAAAAGUGUUUAUGUUGGACGUGGAGAUAGAUUUAUAAAGAUUGAGGAGCCUCCCACUUCUUUUCUACAAGCAAUGGAAGAGUAUGUGAAAGAAGCACCAUUAACAGCAGGGGUCAAGAAGGAACAGACAGUAGAGAAACUUAUUGCUCCCAAAGAGAUUUUGGCCAUCGAGUACGAAAAGCCCUCAAAGGUUGUCGAAGAGAAACGGGAACCACCUGAACCGGUUAAACCGGAAGCAGAGAAGCCUGUAGAGAAACAACCUGAUUUACUGUCUAUGGAUGAUCCAGCUCCAGUUGUCUCUGAACCUGAAGAGAAGAAUGCUUUGGCUUUGGCGAUUGUCCCUGUUAACGUUGAGCCGACAGCCAAUUUCACAAACGGGAACUCGACUGGCUGGGAAUUGGCACUUGUGACGGCCCCAAGCUCAAAUGAAGGUGCAGCUGCAAAUAGCAAAUUGGCGGGUGGAUUGGACAAGCUUACACUUGACAGCCUAUACGAGGAUGCAAUCAGAGUGAGUCAACAGCAAAACAGGAGCCAUAAUCCGUGGGAACAGCAUCCAGUUCAUAACGGUCCCAUGAUGCACCAACCUUUCUUUGUAUCUAAUGGCAUUACAGCUCCUCAUUCUGUUCAAAUGGUGAAUCAAAAUCAUCAACCGUAUGCAUUUCAGUAUCAGAACUCAGGAAUGAUGAUGGGACCUGUACAACCAUAUCAGCAGCUACAACAACAACAACAUCAGAACAUGAAUCCCUUUGGCAACCCAUUUGUCUCUAAUGGUAAUCCGCACCAACCGUAUGGCUCGGUUCAAGGUUACAACAAUCCACAUUCUAGCCUUAUGUGAGGUGUGAUACUAAUGUCUGUUGUGUACAAUUUAUAUAUGUAUACGAGUAUAUGUUGUGAGGUGAUUGUAGCUAGAGAAAUUCUUUUUGUUCAGUACAUAGUACGUCUGUGUCUGUGUUGAUGUAUCAGCGAGAGAAAGUUGGGUUUUUAAGGACACCAUUUGGUUUUGAGAAAAUUAUCCCAAAAUAUGUUGUAAAAAAAUCUAUGCACUUUAACCAUUUCUUCACAUUAUAUAUACGAGUAUAUGUUGUGAGGUGAUUGUAGCUAGAGAAAUUCUUUUUGUUCAGUACAUAGCACGUCUGUGUCUGUGUUGAUGUAUCAGCGAGAGAAAGUUGGGUUUUUAAGGACACCAUUUGGUUUUGAGAAAAUUAUCCCAAAAUAUGUUGUAAAAAAAUCUAUGCACUUUAACCAUUUCUUCACAUGCGAAGCUUUCAGUUUUGAGUGGGAAGGCAUAAUGCAGAUUCUUUUGGACAACUCUCGGGAUACCAUAACUCCGUUUUUGCUGAGGUAUGCUUUUCAGGUGGCGAUUCACAUAAUUUGGAGAGAGCGGAAUAGAAGGAAGCAUGGCGAC